GGGUCCGAUGGGUCCGAUUGGUCGGACCCCAUCGGACCCCAUGGUCCGACCAUCGGACCUGGGGUGUGGGAUUAUUGGGACCGGCUAGAUAGAGAGAGAAAGAGAGAUAGUUUUAGUUUGGGGGUAUUUUUGGGGUUUUGAAAAAAAAGGUAUAGUUUUUUUAGGGUUUUAAUUAUUGGUUUAGAAAUCAAAUUUUUUGAUUUUCUAAGCAUAGAAAAUCAAAUUUCCCUUUUAUAUUCUCACAUUUUCCCUGUUCCGUGUUCGAAGCUAUAGUUUCAGAAAUUUGAUUCCGGGGUUUCAUCACUGCGUGUGCUGCUAAAGCCAGAAUCCAUGAACGGGUAGGAGGGAGAGACCUCUUAACGUUAAAGGGUUUGGCUCUUGUCACUUUUUCGAAAUUAAACGACACAACAAGUAUGCCAAACUAUCUCUUACUCCUUUUGUUUGAUUUUAUUCAUUUAUGAAUCAAGAUUAUGAAUUUAGGGCAGAACUUUGAUCUGGGUUUUGAAAAAUAUCGAGUAUUGCUUUAUUAUAUCUGGAAUUCAGGUCUGUUGGGCAGCCCCAAUCGACAUUAAUGCUUUGCUUAGUUUAAUUGCUUUAUUAUUGGAGCCGAGAGUUGAGACCUUAGAUAAAGCCUAAUAGACAUAGUAGAACCUGGGCUGAACUUCUCUUUUCUUGUAUUUACCCAAUUGUAAGGUCUAGAGAUAGGAGUGGUUUGAAAUGGGCAGUACAAGCAAGAAGAAGAAGAAACAAGUAGAGGAAUCUAGCGAUGAAUCCUCACUCUCUGAGGGAAGCUCUGACUACUCUAAACGAUCCUCUAAGAGUAGUCAGCGCCGGCACCGUCAUCGAAACGAUGGCAGUUCAAGAAGAGAGAGAAAGAGGAGGGAAAAGGAGGAGAAAAGGAAGAGACGUAGAGAGAGAAGAGAUAGAGAGAGAAAGAGAAGGAAAUUGGGGAAGGAGGAUAAGAAGAAGUAUAGGGAUUAUGAUUCUGAUAGUGAUGAUGACUCUGAGCAUGGGUCUUCUUCAAGUGAUGGCGAUUCAGAACCAGAACAAAGUCGGGUUCAACCCCAGGUUGCAUUGCAAGAGUUGUUGAAAGAGUUUCCUAAUGUUGUGAACGAUUUAAAACAGCUUUUGGAAAUGAUCGAUAAUGGACAAGCUGUUGACAUAAAUGGUGUAUCCGAAAGAUCUCUGGUUAAGCACUUAAAGAAGCUGUUUCUUUCUUUAAGUCUCAAGGAAAAUAGUGAUAAAGUCUUUACACUUCCUUCAAAUGUUCGUCCCACUUUGGAGGUCAUUGCACCCCUACUUCUCAGUUCUAUGGAACCUAAAACUGAAGAAGCUGGUCAAUCUGUACCAUUGGAUGACACAAAUCCAGCUCUGGGUGUUGAUAACAAGCUGGAGACAAAUGAUAACAACAUGGCAUGCCCAGCAGAUGAUUCUUUUGGUCCUAAACGGAGGAUUAUUGGCCCCGCCAUGCCAUCUGCCGAGUUACUUGCUGCUGCUGCUAAAUUAACAGAAGCACAGGCUGAACUCAGAGAUGCUGAGUUGGAGGAAGAUGCUGCAUCAUUUAUAGGACCUGCACCACCUGCUAUGGUCGCUGAAGCAGCUUCAGCAAAUGAAGCAGAACGAUUUGAAGAGGUAACAAGAAUUAUGAAUGUGGAGGCUGAUUGCCCAUACGAGAUCUUGGGAAUAAACCAAAAUAGGACAUCUGAGAACAUAAAGAAAAGGUAUUGGAAAAUGUCUCUUUUGGUGCAUCCUGAUAAAUGCACUCAUCCUCAAGCGCAUCAAGCAUUUAUCAAAUUAAACAAAGCAUUUAAAGAGCUACAAGAUCCUGCAAAGCGGCAAGCACUGGAUGAGAAAAUCAAAGUAAAGGAGGAACAAGAGAAAUUUAAGGUUGAAUUACGAGCAAUGCGUGAGGCUGCCCAAUGGAGAAGGACACAAGGUAUAUCCAUGGAGGGUGAUGAGGAGCUCCUCGCAGAGAUGGAAGUUAAAGUUGCUCCUCAGCGAGAUGAGUGGAUGACAAAUUUACCCCCAGAGAGGAAGCCUGGGGGGAUGCCAAUGCAGUCAACCAGCUUUAGCAGAAAUGCAAAGGAAGGACGUGGUGAUACAAGUGCGUGGACAGAUACCCCUACGGACAGAGCCCAAAAGGCAAAGACGAAUUUCCUAGAAGCAUAUAACAAGGCUGCAGCACUGGCAUCAAACGAAGUGGAGAAGAGUUUAGAAGCAGAUUUGGUGGAUAAAUACAACAAAGAAAAACGAUCAAAAUCGUUGGUGCAAAAGCACCAAGAAAAAGCAUUUGGUCGAACAAAGAAAAAAUCUACAAAGCAACAACCAUCCACAAAGCAACAACGGGAGAAGGAUGAGUGGGCGGGGCAACAUCCAUGGAAGCCUUGGGAUCGUGAGAAGGACUUGGUAGCUGGGCGACAAGAUGUAAAGUUAGACCCAGGAAACAUAGGUGAAGGUUUAACUUCCAGGUUUUCUUCGACAUCAUUUGAGAGGAAUUUCCUUUGAGACAAGUCAGAGAACACAGAAAGGCCUUAUCUUGUUCCAUGCCAAUAUUGAUUUAGUUGGUGGGUUUUCUGUCCCGAAGCAGUAUUCUUAUACUUAUGUCGAAUUUCACCAUGACGCCAAGCAUGUGGGAUUGGAGAAUUUGCCUUCAGCUGUAUACACCAAUUCAUGUGGAAAAAGGGGGUGAGUUUUCUGAUUUUUUAGUUCAAAGCAAAAAUCAGGAAAAGAAGCCUUGCAGUUGCAGUAGUCAAGGUACACCAAUCACCAUUUAAAGUGUAAUAAGUCUUCUACUGUGUCCUCAAGAGAAGAUCUCAUAUAAGUUGGGCUUGGGAGUUUCAAUUUCAUUAACAAGAAUUCUUUUCAGACUAAUCACCAUUUCCAAUUAUGGAGCAGCAGCAAUAUGAUCCUUCCUUAGGCAGUUCAUCACCCAAAUGUUCUUCUAUUCUAAGCUACAACGAAUAUUAUCACUCACCAGUCACCACUCCAUAUAAAAAAAAGGAUUUUUGAAUAAAUGCAAUCUAUUUAUAUAUAUAAAUAUAUUUUUUUUUCCUAAGGUACGGUUAUGUAAAGUAGCAGUGCUAGUAAUUGUAACUUAUCAAUUACAUAAACUUACUAUUAACCUGUGGAUUUGUUUUACUAACUUCACAAAAUUACUGUUUUAAAA
Messenger RNA from Cannabis sativa, 3166 nucleotides. RefSeq lists its product as uncharacterized. The coding region runs from base 718 to 2505 and encodes 595 amino acids. Gene Ontology annotation, biological process: regulation of DNA-templated transcription. NCBI's taxonomy places the organism in Eukaryota, Viridiplantae, Streptophyta, Magnoliopsida, Rosales, Cannabaceae. The record is from RefSeq and is a predicted model, not a curated record. Gene Ontology annotation, molecular function: DNA-binding transcription factor activity. The transcript is spliced from 11 exons.